AUGACCUCCAAUGACCGUCAUGCUUCUCAUGACUCGCCUUACCGGACAGGCCAACACAUGCCGGUGGGUCAGGACCGACACGCUCCCCUGACAUCAGUGGCCACAACCGCCGGCGACUCACACCAAGAUCUACCCUCUACAUACCACGAUGAUUCGAAACGACCCUCAAUUUCCUCUACUCAAUUACCCCAGUCACCUGCGAGACCAUAUUCACCAGGCAUGCGAUCCUUAUCCUCUCCCAAGACGGCGACCAUGUCAAUCGAAGAGACCCUUUCGCCAGGGGAAAUCCAGAUGCAGAGUUUCACUGAUGGAGGUCCACCCCCUCCUCCCGUCUCGCACUCUUGGAAAAAGAUUGAUCGAUGGGCAGAAAAGAACUACGAGGAGCUCUGGGAUCAACUUUGUGAAGGCUGCACCCAGAACGAUAUCAAUGAACUCGAACAUGAGCUAGACAUGUCUCUGCCACAGGACGUACGGGAGUCUUUGAGUGUUCAUGAUGGCCAAGAGCGAGGCGGUCGACCCACUGGCAUAAUCUUCGGUUGUAUGUUGUUGGAUUGCGAGGAGAUCGUCCACGAAUGGAGAAAUUGGAAGAUUGUCAAUGAGGAGUAUCUGAGUGGCGCGUCACGAAAGCAGCCUUACAUUUCCAAAGGCCUCAGCAACGGAGCCUCCUCCUCUUCCGCCGCCCAGGCCCAGAGCAAUAAUCGUUAUUGGCGACAAGAGUUACUGGACCGACAAGAGUCUCAACCGCCCAAGGCCAUUCAGAAAGCUUAUGCCCAUCCCGGCUGGAUCGCACUCGCCCGGGAUUGGGGUGGCAACAACAUCGCAAUUGACCUCGCCCCUGGGCCAACCGGCAAAUGGGGUCAAGUCAUUCUCUUCGGCCGAGAUUACGAUUGCAAAUAUGUCAUUGCACGGUCAUGGGCUCAUUUCCUAGCCACCGUCGCGGAUGACUUGAGUACUGAAAAGGUAUUUGUCGACGAAGAAUCAGGAGAACUGAAGCUCAAAGAAUUCAAAACCGAAACCGUGGAACCCGCUUACAUGGACAUCCUUCGCUGGAGAGCCGAUCAAAGAUAUGGACGAAGACCUCCUCGGAGACCACAACCAAGUGGGCUCAACACCAACUCUGUUACACAAAAUGGCCGCCAUUCCCCCUACGGCAGCCCAGUCCUCGGUAAUGAAGAUCGGGGCCGGUCUCCUCAGAGGUUCUCGAGGGGACCAUCGGGCAGUCCUAGACAUGCGGUUGGAAGCCCGCUCGCUCGUGUACAAGAAGAAAUCGCACAGCCACAGGCCAUCCGUCCUGGUGGCGAUGUCAUAAGAGACUUCGCACAAGCCGCAGAGAAGAGCGAAGGCAAGAAGAGGGCUGUGGAUGCUCCACCUCCCAUAGACUCGACCAUGGCAAACAGCAAGAAGCCUGAGAAGCUUAUUGACGCACCGACCCCAGCAUCUUUGAAGAGUACGGAGGUCCGAGAAUUUCCCGCAACCCGACUCUCCAGAGUGUCAACCGAAAGCGAUAACAAAGAAAAUUCGACCAAGAGUUCCACGGAAAAGGAGAACAAGGGUCUUGGAGUUAAUGGGAUCGAGGAUGAAAUGAAAACAGUGGCGAUCUAA
Molecule: messenger RNA, 1602 nt
Organism: Exophiala bonariae
Lineage: Eukaryota; Fungi; Ascomycota; Eurotiomycetes; Chaetothyriales; Herpotrichiellaceae
Exons: 1
Coding region: 1-1602 (533 amino acids)
Biological process (GO): fungal-type cell wall beta-glucan biosynthetic process; cell wall biogenesis
Cellular component (GO): mating projection tip
Source: RefSeq, a predicted model, not a curated record